Tarenaya hassleriana is the source of this 2215-nucleotide messenger RNA. Its product is annotated as plant UBX domain-containing protein 8. Gene Ontology annotation, molecular function: ubiquitin binding. Bases 135 to 1832 code for a protein of 565 amino acids. NCBI's taxonomy places the organism in Eukaryota, Viridiplantae, Streptophyta, Magnoliopsida, Brassicales, Cleomaceae. The record is from RefSeq and is a predicted model, not a curated record. The transcript is spliced from 11 exons.
AAACGCCGAACAUCAAUUUUGUUGCCCUCUCUUUCACUCCAACCCUAUCAAAAUAAAUUAAAAAAAAAACAUUACGAGCAACCAAAAAAAAAGAUCCGAGGAGAACACCUCUCAGAUUCUACGGCUUGUCAUCAAUGGCGAGACCCAACCAGGAAUCGAUCGACACCUUUAUGAGCAUCACUGGCGCUUCCGAAUCAGUCGCCGUCCGGAAACUCGAGGAGCAUCUUGGUGAUCUCAAUGAAGCUGUUAAUGCAUAUUUCAGUGAGGGAGAUCGAAAUAUGGUACCUGAAGCACCGAUGAAUGUCCCUCAGGAUGAUGCGAUGGAUAUCGAUGAUGUGAUUCCUUCUACACGAAGAGAACCUCCUGUGUCGCUUCUCUCUGCUGCUAGAACAAUGGACCCCUUUUCGCUUUUGCAACCAAACUUAGGUAGAAGUUUAUUUGAUAAUGAUCCACUUAUGUCACGUUCCCCUUUUGUCACACAUCCAAGAGAGGUCAGGCAGAUACCGAUAGAGGUUAAGGAUAGCAGUGAGCCAUCUGGUCGGUCAAGUGAUGCUCCUGCUAUUGAGGAUGUGACAGGGACCGUGCAUGCUCAGGGUCCGGCUGUUGAAGGGAUGGUCAUUAUAGACGAAGAGAGUGAUGACAAUAGUCAUGCUGCACCAAGAGGUCAAAGUAGGCAUGUCCGACCUACAGCUCCUGCACCUGAUAAUUUUCAAGAGUACAAUGACAUAGAAGAAGAAAUGAUCCGGGCUGCCAUCGAGGCUUCAAAAAAGGAGGCAGAGGGUCCGAGAAACCCGUCUCCUGGAAAUAGGCAGUCUCACAAUGAAGAUGAUGACAUAGCAAAAGCUGUCACAAUGUCCUUGAAGUCUGCCGAGGAAGAAGUUUUGCGGAACCAAGGCUUGAAGGCAUCAAGCUCAGAAGGAGGAACUUCUAAAGUGACUUUACCGGAGCUGCAGAAUACACAAGCCGUGAAUGGAAGGUUUGUCGGUCCUCUCUUAUCGGCAUCACCUAGCUCACCAUUGAAGGAUGACUCUGAUGAUGUUGAGGAACAACCUCUUGUUAGGCACAGGUCGAGGCGUGGGGCCUCUGGUUCUCAGGCCCCACCUAACUUUGAUCGUUCUCGCAGCCCUGGAGCAGAACAUGCAAGUACCCAUCCACCUGAUAGUGGCAAUGGGUUUGCUUCUGAGUGGGGAGGCAUAUCUUCCGAGGAACAUGAUGAAGCUGUCAUGCUCGAGGCUGCAAUGUUUGGUGGAAUUCCUGAGAGCGGGUACAGUUUUCCUUAUGCAUCUCGCCAGCACAUGAUGACACCACGUCCACCAUCGCCUUCAUUGACAGCUCAGAGAAUGAUACGAGAACAACAGGAUGACGAGUAUAAUGCAUCGCUUCAAGCUGACAGAGAGAAAGAGAUGAAAGCCAUCAGAGAAGCUGAGGCCCGUCAGUUAGAAGAGGAAGCUGCGAAAAUGGCAGCUCUCGAAGAAGAAAAGAGGAAGGAGGAAGAAGCGCGCAGAAAACUCGAGGAGGAACAGGAGCUGGAGAGACAACUAGUUGCGAAAGAAGCGUCUCUGCCAAGGGAACCACCAGCAGACGAAGAAAACGCCAUGACCCUUCUUGUCAGGAUGCCAGAUGGCACCCGCCUUGGCCGCCGUUUUCUCAAAUCCGACAAACUCCAAUCUCUUUUCGAUUUUAUAGACAUUGGCAGAGUGGUGAAGCCCGGCACUUACAGACUGGUGAGGCCAUACCCGAGACGUCCUUUCAGCGAAGGGGAGAGCGAGUCGACUCUGAACGAUCUCGGGUUGACCAGCAAGCAAGAAGCUCUGUUCCUGGAGCUCAUAUGAAGUGUUUUAAUGCUUCAAAUUCCUUCCUUGGUAUGAACUAUAAUAUCAUCUAUCUAUAUAUAUAUAUAUAUAUAAUGUGAAAGCUCUUCUACAGCUUCUUCAUAGAAUGCUUUUCUUUUUUUUUCUUUCAAAGUUUUAGGGUUUUUUUAUUCUCCAAAAGAUUUCUGGUUUCUGCUCAUUCAGUGAAGGAAGCCAAAAAAGCCUCCCUUUUUUUUUUUCUUUUUAUUAUUUGGGUUUUUAAUGUUAAAACUGUAAGCACAUUGGCCUCGUCGUCGUUUUGGAUGGGUUUGGCCUUUCGUCGAUACAUGCAUGCAUGCAUGCUUAAAAUCCGAAUGUUUUUUCCUUUGUUACUCGUAAUUUUAUUCCUGUGUUGUUUGGAUAUU